CAUUUGACCGCAAUUGAAAUGUGUUUUGUGUUUUCAAUGUUUGAAAUAAAAUGGGCAGCACGAAGAAAACCAAACCUGUUAAACAGAAUAAUAAAAAACAAAUAAAUCGCACUCAAAAAAAUACACAUGUUAAUGUUGGAAAAUUAAAACAAAUCAAGCAAGCCAAAAAAAAUGCAAAACAACAAAAGAAUGAGCAGAAGAAUCUGGUAAAGGCUCAAAAAAUUGCAGAAAUCAAGUCAGAACGUGAUCGGGCCAAACAGGAAAAAGAAGCGAAAAUAAAAAAUUACAAAAAGAAGCGAUUAGAUAGAACAAAAGUUUUAAGUAAAAAAACCAAACGUGGACAGCCGUUAAUGAAGGAUCGGAUGCAGUUAUUAUUGAAGCAAAUUGAAGAGAUGAAAAAAUCUUAAUUACAACAAUUUGUGUUCAUAAAAUGAUAUAAUUUCAUCAAAAACUCUUAACAAUUAUGUAUCAUUUGAAAUGCGCUGAAAUUUAUAAAUAUAAAAACGAAAUAUAUGGAUCUUGUAUUCUGCAUUGCAAUAAAACUGGUGGACAUAUUUA
Teleopsis dalmanni is the source of this 558-nucleotide messenger RNA. RefSeq names its product thyroid transcription factor 1-associated protein 26-like. Lineage: Eukaryota; Metazoa; Arthropoda; Insecta; Diptera; Diopsidae. The record is from RefSeq and is a predicted model, not a curated record. The transcript has 2 exons. Bases 51 to 407 code for a protein of 118 amino acids.